Colletotrichum abscissum is the source of this 4116-nucleotide messenger RNA. RefSeq names its product chromo domain-containing protein. NCBI's taxonomy places the organism in Eukaryota, Fungi, Ascomycota, Sordariomycetes, Glomerellales, Glomerellaceae. Bases 1 to 4116 code for a protein of 1371 amino acids. Gene Ontology annotation, biological process: chromatin organization; negative regulation of transcription by RNA polymerase II. The transcript has a single exon. Gene Ontology annotation, molecular function: chromatin binding. Gene Ontology annotation, cellular component: pericentric heterochromatin. The record is from RefSeq and is a predicted model, not a curated record.
AUGCGUGCAUUCUGGAUAUGCUUUCCAGAGUAUAAGCGUGCCAUGGAUGCUUCCGGGCUUUUCGUCGCCGAUGAUAAGCAACCUGACGAUGACAACAUCUCCAUCAACUCCACCCUCGCGUCCGAACACGAUUCCGAUGAGGAAUGGCUGGUAGAGGGUAUCCGCGCUCAGUGUCGCGAAGGUGGGAGAGACAAAUUUCUGGUAGAGUGGACUGGUUACCCCAUUGAAGAGGCCACAUGGGAGCCUGAAGAAAACGUGACGGAUGAGCUACUUGGGGAAUGGAAAGACACUCAAGCAAAGCAAGCUUGUGGGGAGGAGAAGCCGUUCGACAUUGUCGCCUGGCAAGAAAGCGUGGUCAAGCGUCAAGAGGACAAAUACCAGCGGCAUCACCAACGCAACGUUGAACGGAAAAAACGAGGUAUCCAGCCUAGGCUAUGGGAGGGCGAAACCAAAGCGGAUUAUUAUCUCAGCGACGAAGACGUUGGGGAGGAUGAUUACAACGCCGUAUUCCCCCCUCCAAAGGCUGUGGAGCGAAACGAAGAUGCGUUUUAUUCUGAUACUCAACCCUCCAAGAUCGCCCCUAAGCAGGAGGUCGCAAAGGCACCAAUCCUUCAGAAACGGGCUUCAGCGACAGAGAAACCAAAAUCACCAACAAGAAAGGCACAAUCCAGCUCUAGCCCUCAGCCACGCUCACAGCCACCUUCGGCGCUGGCAGCGGCGACUGAAUAUCAAGGAACAGCAAAGAAGAAGCCUCUGCCGGGCAGGGUGGUCAACAAUGCGACAACCAGCCGGUUGCCGAAUAGCGCGACAGCAACUGCGCGGACCACUCACAGGGCCAAAAAGACUGCUGUGAGCUCUAGGACAAUGGUUAGAUCACAGAACACCGGAACGGGCAUCAAUGUCUUCGCGGCCGGCAAGCAAUCAAAGCAGCGCCGUCAACUCGUACAGAACGUGGCCGAUCCUAACAAGGAUGCUCGUCUUUUCUCAAAUCACCGACUCAAGAGAAAAGCUGAGUUACAAGGUCGUGAGAAAGCGGACAUGGCUCCCGCGGCAGUCCCAACGAAGCUAUUCAGCAUCAGCCGCGGGCCGCCUCCUGGAACCACUACCGGUACAAACAUCAAUCCGAGUACCAAUACCACCGCUAGCAUCCCUCGGUCUGUACUGAAGCGUUCAGUCGAUGAUCUCUCGACGAGGUCAGCCAGUGAGUCCAGUAUGACAGCGUCGGAGAGGGCGGGGGUGUCACACCCUCAAAAUCUCGGUCAGCCCCAGACUAUUCAGCCAACGACCAAGAAAAGGAAGUCCGUUCAGUUUGCAGACGUUCCACUUGCCGAUGAGCCAGAAGAGAUGGACGUGGACUACCCGACUGCUCGGCCAAAAAGACUCAAGUCGCCCCCGAUGCCUUCAGAUCCGUCACAGUCUACUCAACCGCCUGCUAAGCCUCAUUCUAUCCUUCGCAAGUUAUCAAUAACAGACUACAAGUCGAGAAGCACAGGCCAAAACCACGACAAAACUGUCGUUUUAGGUCCUCCGGGAAGCAAGGACAUUGAAAUGACAUUUGAUAAUGUUAGAGCCGACUCUGACGCUUGGCAUUCUCAAUUUGUUGACGAGAAACUGCUGCAUUUCGCCAGAAAUUUCACAGCCAGAACUUUUGCCUCUCAAAGGGCAAUUGUUAUUGAAAGGGUACUCGCAAAUGGAAGCGUCAGGCCCAAGUCAAACAACGAUCAAGUUGCUGUGGAGAGAGCAGCAGAACGGCUCCGAUCAGGGGCGUUUGGGGUUGCGUGCUUCUAUGAAGACUUUCUCAUUGUCAUUUACCCAGCUGGGUGUGAAGAUUGGAAGCAAACAAUGCCUGAAGUCGAAGCCAACAGCCCGGCAAACGUCUAUCUGAAAUAUGUCAUCUUCAAGCCCCAGCCGGCUGUUAAGAAGCCUUUACCAAUCAGACAGAUCAACGCUUCAAAGAUAGCUUCGCGAAUUGCCAUCUUCCGCGAUCUCUUACGCCUCGACUACCAUAUGAUUCUGCCCCCCGGCAUUCGAAAUGUACGCCACAAUUUCUACCUGGCGUUUCCUCCAUCUAGGGUGCUGUUACUCGAGGCUAUGAGCGAGUGGCUUCGCUCAGAGAAUCCCGAAUGUAGGAUAUUCUCAACUAAAACGGGUGGCGACUGGGCCGCCUUUACCAACCCGAAGAUUGUUACGCAAGGAGUUAUCAUUGUUCAUGAGGCAGCCGCCGAUUCGCUCCGACAGUUCCCUGGUUUGCUCAAGCUGCUUUUGCAUAAGAGCAGUGCAACUUACGUCUUUUGGUGCAUUGGGGAGUCACUCCAGCUGUCUCCCGCGUACCCAUCUAUUCGGUCCAUGCACAACGAGAUGCCAAAGCUGGGCACAUUCGAGUUGACGAGAUUUUUCCCCCACGGUAACGCAAUUUUAGUUACGCCAAGUUUUCUGGUCUCUGAACCACGCCGUGCCUUCCAACUCUUUCAGUGGUACAAUAGGACCUAUCAAAAGCCUAAUAAUAACCAAAAGAUCGUGGCGGCGGCGAGCUUACGGGAGUAUUUGCGGGAUCUUGCGCAUGAGCGAUCCGCCCGCCGAGACGACUUGAUGGCAGAUGGUGACCUAACACGCCAGUGGUCAACGUCGAAGCGCGAGGAUAUAGCACGAAUUGCAGGAUUGAGCAAAGAAGAUUGCACAGCUCGAUUCGAGACAUGGGCGAUAGUGGAAGGCCUCCAGUCGGCCAUAGACACAACCAUUGUGCCGGAUGAGCAGGUCGAGGCCAUUGUCUUUGCUGAUGGAUCUAUUGAUGCCAACGACGAGCAAAGCUUGGUGAAUUGGUUCGGCUGUUGGUCCCAAACUCGCUUCGACCAGUUCCGCAAGUUCCACGUUCUAGGAACAGAUGGCACUUCCGACAAUAGCCAUCUGAUCAAAGACGGCGACAUUCCCAUAUAUCCGCCUGGGGUUGGGCGCGAUCGAGGAGCCGAACCAAAUCCCGAUUUUCCUAGCCCGCGUCAGAACAUGUCAGGUUCCGACAAUAAUCUUGGACCACAAAGUGGAGGUAGCAAGCUUCUUGGAGGCUUGUCUGGCCACCACUUCCUGAGCAAGUUGAAGGCAAUCGCUACUCGCAACGAACGUCCUAAAUUGUGUCCAUUUGGGAAGCUCUUUGGCUUUGCUGUCUCCUAUUACGAAGACAUUGCUAAUACAGCUGACUCUUAUGGAGACUUCCAUCGCGACUUUUCAACUUUCGACAAGUGGAUGGAGUGGCCCUGGCCGUUCUUCUCAUCCUACCAGGAGCGUUUCAAGCAACCUUCAGCACCCUAUCGUCUGCCGCCGACAUUCAAUACCUACUUCGCGGUUUUUUACACUCCUGAAGAUGAUCAUCCAAGCAAACCACCACCGCGCCAUCCCUGGCUUGCGAUUUGGCGGGUUCGUGAGCCUCAUGCGGCUUGGAAAGGAACCGAGCUUUUUAUUUGGGACACCGCGGCCAAGGAUCGAUGUUCCACAGCGAACGAGGUCUACGAGUCUCAACUCUUGCAGGCACAGCAGCACCUUAUACAGAUGGUACGGGAGCGAUCUGAAGACAAACAUCGGGGCCUUCCUCUGCUAGAGGUCUGGUAUGGUGGGUUCGAAACAGAGCCUUCGGAGUAUACCUUGCCAGUCGACGUCACGUUCCAUAACUUGGACGUGAUGAUGUCGGACUGCAAGCAAUAUCUUCCAGCGGUUGAUACUUUAUUACUGCGCAGGGGUUUCCGCAAGAUUUGUCCCGGCGACGCGCCCAUUGGGCACGGGCUUCAUGCCACAGACUCUUCAAUGGAUAUUGAUAUGAUUGGCGGUCAUCGAAAUCAGGGCGGCGAGAGCAAGAUCAUCUUUUACCCGCCCAGAGCCAUGAAUCCGACAGGACAGAGCAGAUGUGAGAAUUUGUUCUACACCUGGGUGAUGAAUAUCGACAGACAGAAUCCUCGUCCCGCAUGGCCUUACACGUUCAGACCGACCACCGAGUGGUACCAGCAGCAGGUUGCCGAGAACCGGCAUUUCGAGCACCUCAACGUUGCUACUUGGCAGCGGGUAUUUGAAGUCCUCAGGUUGCCAACUGAGAAGAGCAAGGUCGAGUCGCAAGAGAGCAGCAAAAAGUGA